ACGGACCGAUGGCAUUGCGGAACGGUACGGAAUCCUAAAACCGAGUUGCACACAGGCCUUUUGGUGUACAUUGUUCCGGCAAUGUGACGUACAUGUAGUGAUGCUGUGGCACCGUGGUGGCGCAAAGCGGAGACAAUGGAGUGCGUCACGCCGGCUAGCGGGGCUAGCAUAAAUAUAGGAGAUGUGUGGUGCCGCCGCUCACUGUGAACAUGGCCGCCAAGCUCGUCGCGCUGGUCUGCCUGCUCGGCGCGCUCGCACCCGCUCGGGUCAGUACGGUGCCCUCGUGUUUACCUAUCUCACUGGCGAAAACAAAUCAUUAUUGUGUACAACGGUUUACUGACGCCUGGUUAAGAUAUCAGAAUUCACUAACAUCAGUUCGACUUACUACUACCCUCCCGCUUAAGCUCAAGAUUAAGGACAUCGUUUGGGUCUCAACCUAAUCGGGUGGUCCCUGUACGCGUGAAUAAACCGUUGUAUCCAAUAAUUACGAAUCGGCCGCACGAAAGUUAUAAUAUCAUUUGGGACACAGUCUUUAUUUAUGAUACCGGUGCUUAUGUAUGUGUCUUCAUGUGUCGCGUCUCGUUGCAGGCGGCGGUGCCCGGCACGUUCUUCUGGAAGUCGAACGUCGGUCUGGCGCAGGCGGGGGGCACGCAUUUCCCUCGCACGGUGCAAAAGAGGCCGAACUGGGAGAACAUCAACAAGGGGUUCGUGGUGAUGAUCGACGGCUACCAGGCGGGGCUGACGGCGGCGGCGCUGGCGUCGAUGGUGGGCCUCAUGGAGGACUUCCCGCAAUUCAAUCCCACGCGCGCCUCCUUCUUCACCAACACGUACCGCUGGACACUGCGUUACCUCAGCCAGCUCCCGGACUGGCUCUCCGGCAAGAGCGGCAACUACGUAGAGACGCACAAGGUCUAUCGCAAGCGGUUCUUCUACUUGGAUAAAUUUGUGCCUCAGUGGAUUCGUAACAUUCUGUUUUUCAUCGAUCCCAAGGAAUGGAAGAAAGAGGAGGUGGAGUGGAUACGAUACUCCAAGUUCGCCGAGCCCUCGUUCGGCAAGUACUACAAGUACCCUUCGAAGAAGUUCAACAACUGGAACUCUAUGCGCAUCACGGAGACCAUAGAGAACCUGGACAUCACCCACGGGUCCAUCUAGACCCGGCUGCGGUGCCGGUGAGACGACAUCGAACAGAUUCUAUUUACCUAGUUAUACAGAUUUUUUUAUAUUUUUCCACGUGAAUAUUCUUCAGUAUAACAUAUUUUUUUAUUAAAUAAACAUACAUUAAUGUAACAGGUAUUGUUAAAGCUUCGUAAACCUACGUUAUACCUGCCAUACGUCAUCAUCUGUAUGAAAGUGUUACUCGAUUUCAUCGCAAUCUUUCAAGGAACAAACGUCUCAAUUGUCAAUAACUGUAGUAUAAACAUCUCACAAGUUUACAGGAAGAACUAUAAGUCUUCAGAUUAAUGUUGUAUUAUGUGAUUAUGCUUACCUUUUUC
Molecule: messenger RNA, 1493 nt
Organism: Trichoplusia ni (cabbage looper)
Lineage: Eukaryota; Metazoa; Arthropoda; Insecta; Lepidoptera; Noctuidae
Exons: 3
Coding region: 568-1152 (194 amino acids)
Source: RefSeq, a predicted model, not a curated record